Piliocolobus tephrosceles (Ugandan red Colobus) is the source of this 3034-nucleotide messenger RNA. RefSeq names its product succinate dehydrogenase complex subunit C (gene SDHC). Gene Ontology annotation, biological process: tricarboxylic acid cycle; mitochondrial electron transport, succinate to ubiquinone. Gene Ontology annotation, cellular component: respiratory chain complex II (succinate dehydrogenase); membrane. The transcript has 8 exons. Lineage: Eukaryota; Metazoa; Chordata; Mammalia; Primates; Cercopithecidae. The coding region runs from base 28 to 738 and encodes 236 amino acids. The record is from RefSeq and is a predicted model, not a curated record. Gene Ontology annotation, molecular function: electron transfer activity.
UCACUUCCGUCCAGACCGGAACCCAAGAUGGCUGCGCUCUUGCUGAGACAUGUUGGUCGUCAUUGCCUCCGAACCCACUUUAGCCCUCAACUCUGUAUCAGAAAUGCUGUUCCUUUGGGAACCACGGCCAAAGAAGAGAUGGAGCAGUUCUGGAAUAAGAAUAUAGGUUCAAACCGUCCUGUAUCUCCCCACGUCACUAUCUACAGUUGGUCUCUUCCCAUGGUGAUGUCCAUCUGCCACCGUGGCACUGGUAUUGCUUUGAGUGCAGGGGUCUCUCUUUUUGGCAUGUCGGCCCUGUUACUCCCUGGGAACUUUGAGUCUUAUUUGGAACUCGUGAAGUCCCUGUGUCUGGGGCCAGCACUGAUCCACACAGCUAAGUUUGCACUCGUCUUCCCUCUCAUGUAUCAUACCUGGAAUGGGAUCCGACACUUGGCUGGAGUGCAGUUGGUGCGAUCUCGGGUCACUGUACAAGUACUGGCUGUGAGUGUGGGACAGGAUUUUGUGUUUUCUGUGACAGUCUGUAGUUUUUGGUCUCUGAACUUGAUCGUUGACUUGCCAGAAGAUCUAAUUGGGGGAGUGAGGAGUGAAAGAGUAGGAGGUUAUAGGGUCUGUGGCAUUCUACGGAAUAUCCCUGCCUACUGCCACUACCCAGGCCUGAAGAUUCCCCAGCUAUACCAGUCUGGAGUGGUUGUCCUGGUUCUUACUGUGUUGUCCUCUGUGGGGCUGGCAGCCAUGUGAAGAAUGGAGGUUCCCAGCAUCAUCUUCCUACACCUUAUUACAUUUAUCCAUCUUUCUGUUUUUCAUUCUUAUCUCCAGCCUGGGAAAAGUUCUUCUUAUUUGUUUAGAUCCUUUUGUACUUUCAGAUCCCCUUGGAGCAGUAGAGUACCUUGUAGACCAUAAUAGUGGAAAAGGGUCUAAUUUUCCCCUUGUUUCUAAAGAUGGGAUGGCUGCAAAAACUCCCCUUUUUUUGCCCACAGCUUGCCAACUCUGGAAGCAGUUAUUCUGUCUCCAUAUUGGGCUUUGAUUUGUGCUGAGGGUCAGCUUUUGGCUCCUUCUUCCUGAGACAGUGGAAACAAUGCCAGCUCUGUGGCUUCUGCCCUGGGGACUGGGGGUGAGGCUUUGGGUGCCACUGCCUGUGGGUUGCUGGCUUAAAGGACAAUUCUGUUCAUUGGUGAGAGCCCAGGCCAUUAACACCUACGCAGUGUUAUUGAAAGAAGAGAGGUGGGGGUGGAGGGGAAUUAGUCUGUCCCAGUUAGAGGGAGAUAAAGAGGGCUAGUUAGUUCUUGGAGCAGCUGCUUUGAGGAGAAAAUGUAUAGCUUUUGACACAAGAAGAAGAUCCAGAAAAUUAUUGAACAUAUUAAUGGUUAUGUCUUUUUCUUGGAUUUCCAGAAAAGCCUCUUAAUUUUAUGCUUUCUCAUCGAAGUCAUGUACCCUUUUUUUCUGAAACUGAAUUAAAAUACUCAUUUUAUCUUUGACUCUCCUUGAAAUCUAGAGAAACCAAGAAAAUGGCUGUUGGGAAGGAACCAAUUUCCUCCUCUUUCCUCGGGUCUCAGGCAUUUACAUCCUCCCUCUCCCUGCAAUCUGACCUUUCCCAGGAGGGAAACAGUUUUCCUACAUCUCAUCAUUGGAGAAGGUUUCAGGGAAUCAGAUAAAACUUAGCCAGAUAUUUAAAUAUCACACAGAAGCCUCAGAGAAGGAAGGAGGAAAAGAAAAGAAGUGAUGCAUGUAAAGUGCUUUUGGGUUAUAGGCACCAAAAUCCCAUUAAGGACUAAUUAUAAGCUUCAUGGGACAGUUCAGCAAAUUAUGAUUCAGUGAGGGGCACAGAGGACCAGUGUUGGUGACAGCUAAGGGAUGGUGACCUGAAGUUAUAGGCUUAGGGUGGAUGAAGAAUAGAGAUUUUUUAAAAAAGAAGGGAUUGUUGAAAACCUGACAAAAAUGUAUAAUUUAAUGAGAAAACUUGAUGCUUUUAAAAAUGCAGAUAGGCCAGGCUUUACCAGGCAUACUGUUUUGAUAGUUUUUGGGAACUCUGGAAUAAGAGACCUAUCUCGUGUGUCACUUUUGAGUUGCUGGCCAGCCAGUUAAAGCCAUGGGUCGAAGAGGGGAAAUGGUAACUGGCUGGUGUCAAUUGGAUAGGAAGACCAUAGUUAAGGUGGGGACCUGCUCUUUUAACAGUCUUCAUUCAGGGUCCCAAAUAGUAUUUGGCUUUAAGUAAUGAUUGCUUUUCCCUUUUUACUAGAGGGGUCCUGGGAAGUCCUUGUGCCUUUCCUCCAUUUUAAACCAGCUGUUCUCUACUUUGUCCUUGGAAUGAGGGACAAGUGAUCAUGAGAGAACACUUUGUCAUUGGGAUGGGGAAAGGUUUGGCAAGGGCAUUGAAUUUAACAGCCAGUACCAGGAAAAUGUAAAAUGGGGUCAAUGAUGAACAGAUGUUGGAGGCUGGAAAAUGGGUAGGGCAGUUGAAUUUUUUGGUGGUUUCCUACCAUUUGGGUGAUUGAAGCAUGGUAGUGGGUGGGUGGGUGGUGUGACAGAGUGUCAUGUUUGUUAUUCUGCCUUAAAUUUCUACUUACCAUCUUUGUUUGUCUUCUCUGUCUUCUAAUCACUUUAAUAUCUUCAAUUUUCAAACUGUAUUUGUACUUGGGCUUAGAUAGGAAGUCUUACAAAAGCAUAGUAUCUUCUACUUUGGUUUUCCCUACCUUUUCUUCCCCACCUUCUCCAAACACACAUAUACAUACUCUACUCAACAAUUCUACUUCUGAUUUUGUAGUUGUUAGUUGUGCAUGCUCAGGAUAAAAAAUAAGUGGGUAGGGUUGAGGGACUGGUUCUUUGAGGUUCUACCCUUUUUCCAUGAAUCAGACCAACUUUCUCUUGGUCAUUUCUGGAGUAUAACUGACUGAAUUCUUGUAAAAAUGUGUUCCACCCAAACCACUGUAUGUUCUUUUCCCUACUUUAUUUUCCCCCACCUUCCUUCUCCUAAUUGGGUUACAAGAGGCAGCCAUAGCAAGAGUGGAAAAUCCAGAUCAGUAAAAGAUUCAACAAA